Molecule: messenger RNA, 750 nt
Organism: Saccostrea cuccullata (small rock oyster)
Lineage: Eukaryota; Metazoa; Mollusca; Bivalvia; Ostreida; Ostreidae
Product: multiple epidermal growth factor-like domains protein 10
Exons: 4
Coding region: 53-649 (198 amino acids)
Source: RefSeq, a predicted model, not a curated record
UACAGGCAUUUAUUUGUGUAAAUAUUACAUGUGCUAUCGAAUGUGAGGCUUCAUGAUGUCUAUCAUUGAGACAUUUAUCUUUAAGUUGUUAAGCACAUCUAGUUUUCUUUGUUCAUUUUCAGCUGCAAUUCCAAUAUGUGAAAAGAGCUUGAAAGGCUGUUGUUCUAAUUACAAAUGGAAUUAUGAAACCCAGCAAUGUGAAAAAUGUUUACCCGGAUACACUGGAGUAAACUGUAAUCAAACAUGUCCAUAUCCUCUUUAUGGAGUCGGAUGUCAAACGAAAUGUGACUGUAAGGAAAAUUUAUGUGAUGCUUCCAUUGGUUGUAGAAUAUUUAUCACUGAUGGACAAACAUUUUAUAUGGUUAGCAACUUAAAAGAGAGUACUGUUUCUAUGACAGAGAAUUCUACUGAGGUCCAGGUCACACGUCACAUGUCUUCCGGUGUUAACAAUUUUCUUCUCAUCCUCAUAGUGACACUUGGAUGUGUGGAUCUUUUAUUAAUAUUUGCUCACUCUUUUGUGUACAUUUAUAUUCAUAAUCGGCGAAAAAGAAAUGCUGUAAAUAACAUUGACACAGCUGUUAAUUACCACAGAACAAACACGACGUAUGAGAACAUCGAUAUUGAUAUCCCGUCAACCUCGGGUUUUUGAAAUAAUUGUCUUCAUUUUUUGUUAAUUGUACAUGAAUGUAGAUUGCUUGAUGAUUUAUUUUUAUUUCAUAUAAGAAAAAGCUUAUUAAUAUUAAUAUGAUG